AGUGUAAAAGGUGGGCGCACCGAAGAAGUUUAAACCUACCUAACAAUGGAACCCAAAGACCAAACUCCACUCGCCAUCGACUCCGUCGACUCGCCCGAGUUCACUCACUUCACUCGGUCUCUGAGUCGUUCGUCGGUGAUCGGACUCGACGCCGAAUGGAAGCCCCUUCGCUCUCACGAGUCCACUUUCCCAACCGUUUCGCUCCUCCAAAUCGCUUGCCGACUCAGCGUCGACGGCGAGUCAUCGGUUUUUCUACUCGACCUGUUAGCGAUUCCUCUACGCUCAAUCUACCCACUGUUAAGGGACGUGUUUGUCUCGCCUGGUAUUCUCAAAUUAGGGUUUCGAUUCAAGCAAGAUCUUGCUUACUUGUCUUCCACUUUCUGCUCUCAAGACUGCGAUCCUGGCUUCGAUCGGGUGGAACCCUUUUUGGACAUUACAAGCAUAUACAAUUAUCUUCAACACAAGCAACAAGGAAGAAAGAUACCGAAGCAAAACAAGAGCUUGGCAACAAUUUGUGAGGAAGUGUUGGGGAUUUCUCUCUCGAAGGAGCUUCAAUGUAGUGAUUGGUCACAUCGUCCUCUUACAGAAGAGCAAAAAGCAUAUGCAGCUGCAGAUGCACAUUGUUUGCUUGAAAUAUUCAAUGUCUUCCAGAUCAACGUUAUCAAAGAAGGGACUUCUUUUCACAAUGUUACUGAACUUGGUUUCUCUUAUAUGGAUCUUGGGUUGAAAGAGAUUCUUGAGAAGCCUAGUAAUUGUGAUAAAAUUGUGAGGACCAAAUUUUGUGAAGCUUCAGAGAUUGUCCGUGCUACUACUUGUGAAUUAUCUCAAAGGAUACCUACUGUAAGGAAAAAAGUAUCUACACUGUCAUAUAUGAAUACCAUUCCCUUGGAUGAUUCCCUCUUGUACAUCGUUAGGAAAUAUGGUGAUAAAAUUGUAUUAAAGGAAUCUGAUCGAAAACCUAAAACGUCCAAAAAGAAAGGGAAAAGAAAAUCCUCUGAGGUGUUGAUAUGCAAAGAAAGGCGGUUAGAAAGCAUUGAUGAUUGGCAAGGCCCGCCACCAUGGGAUCUGUCCUUGGGUGGUAAUGGAUUCCCGAAGUUUCUAUGUGAUGUGAUGGUAGAAGGCUUGGCAAAACAUUUACGGUGUGUUGGGAUAGAUGCUGCAGUCCCACAUUCUAAAAAACCUGAAACUAGGGACUUAAUAGAUCAAGCACACAGAGAGAAGAGGGUGCUUUUGACACGAGAUGCGAAGCUUUUAAGACAUGAAUAUCUAAUAAAAAAUCAAAUAUACAGAGUGAAGAAUCUUCUGAAAAAUGAACAGCUGCUUGAGGUAAUUGAAACUUUCCAAUUGAAAGUUAGUGAGGAUCAACUAAUGUCAAGGUGCACCAAAUGCAAUGGUAAGUUUAUUCAAAAACCACUAUCAACGGAGGAGGCUGUUGAAGCUGCAAAGGGAUUCCAAGUGAUUCCCAACUGCUUGUUUGACAAGAAUUUACAGUUUUGGCAGUGCAUGGACUGCAACCAACUUUACUGGGAGGGAACCCAAUACCACAAUGCAGUACAGAAGUUCAUCGAUGUUUGCAAGCUAAAUGAGUAACUUGAAUGCCAUAGUCAUUGUCGGUAUUGGUAAUGGAGAAUUGUAACAGUUACAUUGAGUGAUUUUAUUUCAAAUAUUGUAAUUAUGUUGUAUUUGCUCCUGUUGAAGAAAUGUACAAUGUCAUCACUUUCUGUUCCUGCAAUAAAUAUUCAGUCGAGUUUUGGUUCA
Messenger RNA from Camellia sinensis, 1758 nucleotides. RefSeq names its product 3'-5' exonuclease domain-containing protein. Gene Ontology annotation, molecular function: nucleic acid binding; 3'-5' exonuclease activity. NCBI's taxonomy places the organism in Eukaryota, Viridiplantae, Streptophyta, Magnoliopsida, Ericales, Theaceae. The record is from RefSeq and is a predicted model, not a curated record. Gene Ontology annotation, biological process: nucleobase-containing compound metabolic process.